This is a messenger RNA of Cylindrotheca closterium, 1245 nucleotides long. The record is from the annotation of a GenBank genome assembly. NCBI's taxonomy places the organism in Eukaryota, Bacillariophyta, Bacillariophyceae, Bacillariales, Bacillariaceae.
AUGUCGUAUCAAGCGAAUCAAUACAAGAAGGGUUGGGACACCGGUGUAAUCAAAAAGGGUGGUCUGGCAUCACGACUGGCAGCCUUUGAACAGAUUUCCAAACCCAAGGGUGAUACUAGCGAGGUCAGGGGCGGUAUCACCAACCCCGCCAUCCUAGAGAGAAUUCGUGCGGCCAAGGCAGCAGCAGCAGCGGGCAAUGUCACAACUCCGAAAACCCCACUCAAGAAUUGGGACAAUAAAGUAAAGGGAAUGCCGCCCAGUAUCCCGGCAGAAAAUGAUGAAAAGGAAAAUAAACCAGAGGCCGAAAAGCCUGCGGAGGAACCAGCCGCAACCGAGCAAACGCCCGCUGAAGAAGAGACCGAAGCCAAACCUGAAGAGACCACAGUAGGCCGCCUACCCGUUGAAGAAAAGCCAAAGGAAGAAACCGAAGAAGAAGCCAAGCUACGGGCUGAAAAGGAGGCCAAGGAAAAGGAAGAAGCGGAACAAAAGGCAAAAGCAAAGGCGGAAGAAGAUGCCAAGGCCAAGGCAGAAUCCGAGGCAAAAGCAAAAGAGGAGGCUGAAGCAAAAGCCAAAGCAGAUGCAGAAGCAAAGGUCAAGGCAGAAGAAGAUGCCAAAAAAUCUAAGGCGGCCACCAAGAUCCAAGCGAUUGUGAGGUCCAUGUUGGCCCGAGCUACAGUGAUGAAAAUGAUCGAGCAAAUGAUUGAAGAUUUGGCCAAUAAAAAGGUACAGAACGAAAAGAAAUUCGAAGAGGACAAGAAGAAAUGGGAAGAAGAACAAGCAAGACGGCAAGUCAAGGUGGAAGAAGAGCGUAGAGCAUCGCGGCAAUCAUUGGUUGUUGCCAAGACCGAUAUCAAUGUAGAAGGAUGGGGAUGGGGUUUCGUGGGCCCAUUGCAACUUCCUGUUGCCCGUGUACCGCACUGGUGGAUGGAUGAAUCGCCUCACAAGACUUUGUUCAGUGAAGACUUUGAAGAAAAGGAAGAAGAGCACUGGAAGCAUCGUCAAUCGCAUUUGGAACAAUUGAAAAAAGAAGGAGGAGGCGGCAAAGCUCCACCAAAAGCAACUGCUCCUGCACCUGUAUCAGCACCUGCUCCAGCGCCUGCGCCAGCACCACCGAAAACGAGUGUACCUGAAAUUCCCGACGACGUUGCCGAUAGUGGAACGGUGGAAAUAUCGGACUCGGAACCUGAGGUGUAUAUCUCUGAUGAUUCCGUUUCAAUUGAUGAGCAACUGCAAGCGGUAUCAUAG